This is a messenger RNA of Spinacia oleracea (spinach), 573 nucleotides long. RefSeq lists its product as uncharacterized. Lineage: Eukaryota; Viridiplantae; Streptophyta; Magnoliopsida; Caryophyllales; Amaranthaceae. The transcript has a single exon. Bases 1 to 573 code for a protein of 190 amino acids. The record is from RefSeq and is a predicted model, not a curated record.
AUGAUGAAGCUGCAUUUGUCUGAAGUUCAGUUGUGCUCAUUGUCUAAGUAUUCAAUUAAGUUGGCUUACAGUCAGCUUGUUUCUCCUAGUGGUAACAAGAUGUAUUGGGCUAAUGCUAUUUGGUGUAAAUUAGCUCAGCCUAAACACAGGUUCAUUUCAUGGCUAGCAGUUUUAGAGAGACUGAGUACCAAGGAUAGAUUGAAGCUGUUUGGGGUCUCAGUGGAUGAUUUAUGUCUUCUGUGUGGUGUUGAAGUGGAAAAUCACAGUCACCUAUUUUUUGGUUGUCAGUAUAGCUCAAGAUGUUGGGAGCAGAUUGCUGGUUUCCUCCAAAUCAAUACAAGUAUAAGAAGCUUGCCUCAACUGAUUAAAUGGAUUCAUAGGAGAAAGUUCACUAAGUUCAGGAAAGGGGUGUUAUUCACCUUUGCCUGGUGCUUAGUGUACCACGGGAAAAUGGAAGACGCUAGUGCACUCAAGUCCUUCGCAACACUGUCCAGAGGUGCAAUAUUCGCCAAAUCCGACGCAAGCAGCCGCGCCAGGGGCGGUCGCCACCAUCAGAAUUAUGGCAAUGGUUAG